Sarcophilus harrisii (Tasmanian devil) is the source of this 948-nucleotide messenger RNA. Its product is annotated as olfactory receptor 5D18-like. The record is from RefSeq and is a predicted model, not a curated record. Gene Ontology annotation, cellular component: membrane. Bases 1 to 948 code for a protein of 315 amino acids. NCBI's taxonomy places the organism in Eukaryota, Metazoa, Chordata, Mammalia, Dasyuromorphia, Dasyuridae. The transcript has a single exon. Gene Ontology annotation, biological process: sensory perception of smell; G protein-coupled receptor signaling pathway. Gene Ontology annotation, molecular function: G protein-coupled receptor activity; olfactory receptor activity; odorant binding.
AUGGGGAAUGCUGACCGAAAUGAGAGUGAUGUCAUCUUCAUCCUUUUAGGGUUCUCUGAUUACCCAGAUCUUCAGAUUCCUCUGUUCUUGGUAUUCCUUGUGAUCUAUAUCAUUACUGUAGUAGGAAACUUGGGCAUGAUUGUGAUUAUAAGGAUUAACCCCAAACUUCAUACUCCCAUGUACUUUUUCCUUAGUCAUUUAUCUUUUUUAGAUUUUUGUUACUCUACUAUCAUUACCCCCAAAUUGUUACAAAUCUUGGUUGUGGAAGACAGAAGCCUCUCUUUAGCUCCCUGUGUCACACAAUAUUCUUUUGCUGCCAUCUGUGUGGUCACAGAGGCAUUCUUAUUAGCAGUGAUGGCCUAUGACCGCUUUGUGGCAAUUUGCAAUCCUUUGCGAUAUACAGUUGUCAUGUCCCAGAAACGAUGUGUCCUUUUGCUGACAGGUGUUUAUACAUGGGGCAUAAUGUCUUCUAGCAUAUUAAUCUACUCACUUCUUAUUUUGUCAUUUUCUGGAAGCAACAUCAUUAAUAAUUUUCUCUGUGAGUAUUCUGCAUUACUUUCUGUCUCCAUCUCUGAUAAACAUGUAACGGAGACAAUCUUUUUUAUCCUUGCCAAUUUCAAUACAUUUUUCACACUUAUUAUUGUACUCACAUCAUAUCUCUUUAUUUUUGUUACUAUACUGAAAAUGAAUUCAGCCACUGGGAGGUAUAAAGCUUUCUCCACUUGUGCGUCCCAUCUGACGGGUGUUACCAUUUUCUUUGGAACCAUCCUCUUCCUCUACUGUGUGCCCAGUUCCAAAAGCUCAUGGCUUCUAGUGAGAGUAAGCACUGUGUUUUAUACAGUUGUGAUUCCUAUGCUGAACCCCUUAAUAUACAGUUUGAGAAAUAAAGUUGUAAAAGAGACUAUCAGGAAAUUAAUGGAACUGCCAGUUGGAUGGUUCAUUGGUUAG